This is a messenger RNA of Artibeus jamaicensis (Jamaican fruit-eating bat), 2024 nucleotides long. It is a transcript of the gene MSS51, whose product is annotated as MSS51 mitochondrial translational activator. Bases 562 to 1980 code for a protein of 472 amino acids. The record is from RefSeq and is a predicted model, not a curated record. The transcript has 7 exons. NCBI's taxonomy places the organism in Eukaryota, Metazoa, Chordata, Mammalia, Chiroptera, Phyllostomidae.
UCCUUAACAUUUUUCUUCCACCUUUCCUGUUUGUAGUUUAUGCUCACUGCAGUUUAGGGUUCCUUUGGAAUCCACUCUCUGCAUCUUUUUGCCUGUAGAUUUGAUUUGUCACAUUCCAGGUCCUCAUGGCAAGUGGUCUGUUCCCCAUUUUGAUGUUCACAGGGGCAGGUAAGUGACAUAGCUGGAGCCAGGUGUAAGCAGAAAAACUAGAUCUUGCAGUCACAUAGUACCUCUGCUCACAAGGUUCUGGAAUUUUGCAGCUCUAAGUAGUAAUGAGCUAGGAAUGUGGAAUUAAAUUCCCUGGGUCAGCAUUUAUUACAGAAGGGAAUAUGGUGAUGUUUGAGUUGAUUCUUACUUUCUGUUCCUGGAAAUAGUAUGCGUUUUCAUUAUUAAUAUUUUGGUCUGCCUUACUUUAAUUAUUUUUUUAAAUCCUCACCUGAGGACAUAUUUUAUUGAUUUUAGAGAGAGAGGAAAAGGGAGAGAGAAGGAGAAACAUCCGUCAGUUGGCUCCUGUAUGCACCCUGACUGGGGAUCAAACCCCACAGCCUUUUGGUGUACGGGAUGAUGCUCCAGUUUAGUCACCUGGCCAGGUCCCUAGGUAUCAGCAGGCAAGCCAUGGCGCCACGGCGCCGGCAACGAAGACACAAGAAACCUCCCCCACCAGCGGCCCCCACGGUUGUGACCCCUGUGCCUCUUACCCUCUCAAAACCUGGCCCUAGUAUUGAUGCACUUGGCUUCUGCUCCUUGGAUAAUAAUGUUCCUGGCCUAUCCCAGCUGAUUCUUCAAAAGCUGAACAUGAAAAGCUAUGAAGAAUACAAACAGGUGAUAGAUGGUGGCACUCCUGUAUCAGGCUUUGGAUUUCGAUGCCCUCAAGAAAUGUUCCAGAAGAUGGAGGACACCUUCCGAUUCUGUGCUUACUGCAAAGCACUUCCUGAUGCACUUUCAGACUCCAGGGUCCUCCGGCACUGCAAGAGGUGCAGAAAUGUCUAUUACUGUGGCCCAGAGUGCCAGAGGUCAGAUUGGCCAGCACACAGGAGGGUUUGUCAAGAGCUGCGUCUUGUAGCUGUGGACCGUCUCGUGGAAUGGCUUCUGGUCACAGGAGAUUUUGUCCUACCCUCAGGACCUUGGCCACAGCAGGCUGAAGUGGUACAGGACUGGGACACCUGGUUUUCUCUUCGGCAUUUACAGCUAGAUGCUACAAUGGAUGCUGUGCUAGGUAGUCGUGCCAUGGCCACCCUGUGGGCCAGUGUAGGAAGGCCAAGGCCAGACCCAGAUGUCCUCCAGGGCUCUCUGAAGCGACUCCUGACAGAUGUCCUGUCACGGCCCUUAACGCUGGGCUUUGGGCUUCGGGCCUUGGGGAUAAAUGUUAAGAAGAUGGGAGGAAGCACAGUGCAUGUAAUUGGUGCUUCCCAUGUGGAGACGUUUCUCACUUGCCCCGGGGACUACAAUGAGCUUGGUUACAUGUUUCCUGGACACCUUGGACUCCGUAUAAUAAUGGUGGGUGUAGACGUUGCUACUGGCUUUUCAGAAAGCACCUCAACUUCACCACUGGAGCCUGGCACAGUUCAGCUUAGUGGCCACAGGGGCCUCUACCAUAACUUCUGGGAGGAGCAGGUAGAGACGGGGCAGACAGCCCAUCCAGAUUUGGCGGUGGCAUUCCAUCCAGGUUUUCAUGCUUCCCCGGACUUGAUGGAGGCUUGGCUGCCCACCCUUCUGCUACUUCGUGAUUAUGAGAUUCCUGUGUUGAUUACUGUUUACAGCCAGCAGGAGUUGGCAGCCUCGUUGCAGAUUCUGGUGGACCUGGAUGCACACGUCAUUGCCUAUGGAGCCAACCCUUUCGCGUCCCUCAAACCUGAACAGGUCUACUCCAAUCCCAACAAGCAGCCUGUAUACUGCAGUGCCUACUAUAUCAUGUUUCUUGGAAGCUCCUGCCAGCUGGAUAAGAGGCAAUUGGAAGAGAAAAUAGAUGGUGGAGUUUAAAUAGCUGAGCCAGAUUCUGACUGGAUGCCUAGAAAAGUGGGGCG